This is a messenger RNA of Aethalodelphis obliquidens (Pacific white-sided dolphin), 8114 nucleotides long. It is a transcript of the gene CACNA1G, whose product is annotated as calcium voltage-gated channel subunit alpha1 G. Gene Ontology annotation, biological process: calcium ion import across plasma membrane. The coding region runs from base 424 to 7503 and encodes 2359 amino acids. Gene Ontology annotation, molecular function: high voltage-gated calcium channel activity. The record is from RefSeq and is a predicted model, not a curated record. NCBI's taxonomy places the organism in Eukaryota, Metazoa, Chordata, Mammalia, Artiodactyla, Delphinidae. The transcript is spliced from 37 exons. Gene Ontology annotation, cellular component: membrane; voltage-gated calcium channel complex.
CCAGCUGCGCCGCGGGAAGAGGGGGCGACCCUCCCCGGCCCCCCUCACCCUCCACCCCCCUUUCGCUCUCCCCCUUUUGGGGCCGCUUCGCCGAAGGUAGUGCCGAAUCUGGCGACCGGAGCCUGGGCGCGAAGCGAAGAAGCCGGAACAAAGUGAGGGGGAGCCGGCCCGGGGGGGCCCAGAAGCCCUGGGGAAGCGGGACUCGCGCCGGGCGGGGCUUCCCUGCGACCCGGCGCCCCGCGGGCAGCAUGCCCCUGCGGGCAGGGGGAGCUGGGCUGAACUGGCCCCCCCGGGGGCUCAGCCUGCGCCCUAGAGCUCCCCAGAUGCGCCCCCGCCGGGGCCCUCCGGUUGCGUGAGGACACCUUCUCUGAGGGGCGCCCCUUGCCCCUCUCGAAACCACCCGGGGCCCCAGCUGGCCAGAGGAUGGACGAGGAGGAGGAUGGAGCGGGCGCCGAGGAGUCAGGACAGCCCCGGGGCUUCAUGCAGCUCAACGACCUGUCGGCGGCCGUGGGCCGGCCAGGGCCGGGGUCGGCGGAAAAGGACCCGGGCAGCGUGGACUCCGAGGCGGAGGGGCUGCCGUACCCUGCACUGGCCCCGGUGGUUUUCUUCUACUUGAGCCAGGACAGCCGCCCGCGGAGCUGGUGUCUCCGCACGGUCUGUAACCCCUGGUUUGAGCGCAUCAGCAUGUUGGUAAUCCUUCUCAACUGUGUGACCCUGGGCAUGUUCCGGCCGUGUGAAGACAUCGCCUGUGACUCCCAGCGCUGCCGGAUUCUGCAGGCCUUUGACGACUUCAUCUUUGCCUUCUUCGCUGUGGAGAUGGUGGUGAAGAUGGUGGCCCUGGGCAUCUUUGGGAAAAAGUGUUACCUGGGAGACACUUGGAACCGGCUUGACUUUUUCAUCGUCAUUGCAGGGAUGCUGGAGUAUUCGCUGGACCUGCAGAACGUCAGCUUCUCAGCUGUCAGGACAGUCCGUGUGCUGCGACCGCUCAGGGCCAUUAACCGGGUGCCCAGCAUGCGCAUCCUCGUCACGCUGCUGCUGGACACGCUGCCCAUGCUGGGCAACGUCCUGCUGCUGUGCUUCUUCGUCUUCUUCAUCUUUGGCAUCGUUGGCGUCCAGCUGUGGGCAGGGCUGCUUCGUAACCGAUGCUUCCUGCCCGAGAAUUUCAGCCUCCCCCUGAGCGUGGACCUGGAGCGCUACUACCAGACCGAGAACGAGGAUGAGAACCCCUUCAUCUGCUCCCAGCCUCGCGAGAACGGCAUGCGCUCCUGCAGGAGUGUGCCCACGCUGCGCGGGGACGGGGGUGGCGGCCCGCCCUGUGUCCUGGACUACGAGGCCUACAACAGCUCCAGCAACACUACCUGUGUCAACUGGAACCAGUACUACACCAACUGCUCUGCAGGGGAGCACAACCCCUUCAAGGGCGCCAUCAACUUCGACAACAUCGGCUAUGCCUGGAUUGCCAUCUUCCAGGUCAUCACGCUGGAGGGCUGGGUCGACAUCAUGUACUUUGUGAUGGACGCGCACUCCUUCUACAACUUCAUCUACUUCAUCCUCCUUAUCAUCGUGGGCUCCUUCUUCAUGAUCAACCUGUGCCUGGUGGUGAUUGCCACGCAGUUCUCAGAGACCAAGCAACGGGAAAGCCAGCUGAUGCGGGAGCAGCGCGUGCGGUUCCUGUCCAACGCUAGCACCCUGGCCAGCUUCUCCGAGCCGGGCAGCUGCUAUGAGGAGCUGCUCAAGUACCUCGUGUACAUCCUCCGGAAAGCAGCCCGAAGGCUGGCCCAAGUCUCCCGGGCGGCGGGCGUGCGGGCCGGGCUGCUGAGCAGCCCAGCUCCCCGCGGGAGCCAGGAGCCCCAGCCCAGCGGCAGCUGCCCUCGCUCCCACCGCCGUCCGUCUGUCCACCACCUGGUGCACCAUCACCACCACCAUCACCACCACUACCACCUGGGCAACGGGACGCUACGGGUCCCCCGGGCCAGCCCACAGAUCCAGGACAAGGAUGCUAAUGGGUCUCGCCGGCUCAUGCUGCCACCACCCUCGACACUCGCCCUCUCCGGGGGCCCUCCGGGGGGUGCAGAGUCUGUGCACAGCUUCUACCAUGCUGACUGCCACUUGGAGCCAGUCCGCUGCCAGGCACCCCCUCCCAGGUCGCCGUCGGAAGCAUCGGGCAGGACUGUGGGCAGUGGGAAGGUGUACCCCACCAUGCACACCAGCCCUCCACCAGAGAUGCUGAAAGAGAAGGCGCUAAUGGAGGUGGCCCCCACCUCUGGACCCCCCACCCUCACCAGCCUCAACAUCCCACCCAGGCCCUACAGCUCUAUGCACAAGCUGCUGGAGACGCAGAGUACAGGCGCCUGCCAAAGCUCUUGCAAGAUCUCCAGCCCUUGCUUGAAGGCAGACAGUGGAGCCUGUGGCCCAGACAGCUGUCCCUACUGUGUCCGGACUGGGGCAGGGGAGGUGGAGCUCGCCGGCCACGAGAUGCCUGACUCAGACAGCGAGGCAGUUUAUGAGUUCACACAGGACGCCCAGCACGGUGACCGCCAGAAUCCCCACAGCUGGCGUCGACGGAGCCUGGGGCUGGACGUGGAGCCCAACUCUGUGCUGGCCUUCUGGAGGCUGGUCUGUGACACCUUUCGGAAGAUUGUGGACAGCAAGUACUUUGGUCGGGGAAUCAUGAUUGCUAUCCUGGUCAACACACUCAGCAUGGGCAUCGAAUACCACGAGCAGCCUGAGGAGCUCACCAACGCCCUGGAAAUCAGCAACAUCGUCUUCACCAGCCUCUUUGCCCUGGAGAUGCUACUGAAGCUGCUCGUGUACGGUCCCUUUGGCUACAUCAAGAACCCCUACAACAUCUUCGACGGUGUCAUUGUUGUCAUCAGCGUGUGGGAGAUCGUGGGCCAGCAGGGGGGCGGCCUGUCGGUGCUGCGGACCUUCCGCCUGAUGCGGGUGCUGAAGCUGGUGCGCUUCCUGCCGGCGCUGCAGCGGCAGCUCGUGGUGCUCAUGAAGACCAUGGACAACGUGGCCACCUUCUGCAUGCUGCUCAUGCUUUUCAUCUUCAUCUUCAGCAUCCUGGGUAUGCAUCUUUUCGGCUGCAAAUUUGCCUCUGAGAGGGAUGGGGACACGCUGCCGGACCGGAAGAAUUUUGACUCCCUGCUCUGGGCCAUCGUCACUGUCUUUCAGAUCCUGACCCAGGAGGACUGGAACAAGGUGCUCUACAACGGAAUGGCCUCCACGUCGUCCUGGGCUGCCCUUUACUUCAUUGCCCUCAUGACCUUUGGCAACUACGUGCUCUUCAACCUGCUCGUUGCCAUUCUGGUGGAGGGCUUCCAGGCAGAGGGAGACACCACCAAGUCCGAGUCAGAGCCCGAUUUCUUCUCGCCCAGCCUGGAUGGCGAUGGGGACAGGAAGAAGCGCUUGGCCUUGGUGUCUCUGGGAGAGCACCCGGAGCUGCGGAGGAGCCUGUUGCCCCCGCUCAUCAUCCACACGGCCGCCACACCCAUGUCGCUGCCCAAGAGCUCCAGCACUGGCCUGGCCGAGGUUGUGGGUCCUGCGUCCCGCCGCGCCAGCAGCAGUGGGUCGGCCGAACCGGGGGCACCCCACGAGACGAAGUCGCCGCCGAGCGCCCGCAGCUCCCCGCACAGUCCCUGGAGCGCAGCGAGCCGCUGGACUAGCAGGCGCUCCAGCCGGAACAGCCUGGGCCGCGCCCCCAGCCUGAAGCGGAGGAGCCCGAGUGGGGAGCGGAGGUCCCUGUUGUCGGGCGACGGCCAGGAGAGCCAGGAUGAGCAGGAGAGCUCGGAAGAGGAGCGCGCCAGCCCAGCGGGCAGCGACCGCCGCCGCAGGGGCUCCCUGGAGCGGGAAGCUAAGAGCUCCUUUGACCUGCCGGACACACUGCAGGUGCCCGGGCUGCACCGCACAGCCAGUGGCCGCAGCUCAGCCUCUGAGCACCAGGAUUGCAACGGCAAGUCAGCUCCAGGACGCCUGACCCGGGCCCUGCGGCCCGACGAUCCCCCACUGGAUGGGGACGAUGGCGAUGACGAGGGCAACUUGAGCAAAGGGGAAAGGAUGAGAGCAUGGGUCCGGGCCCGGCUCCCUGCCUGCUGCCUGGAGCGAGACUCCUGGUCUGCCUACAUCUUCCCUCCUCAGUCAAGGUUCCGCCUCCUGUGUCACCGAAUCAUCACCCACAAGAUGUUCGACCAUGUGGUCCUCGUCAUCAUCUUCCUCAACUGCAUCACCAUCGCCAUGGAGCGCCCCAAGAUCGACCCCCACAGUGCUGAACGCAUCUUCCUGACCCUCUCCAAUUACAUCUUCACCGCAGUCUUUCUGGCUGAGAUGACAGUGAAGGUGGUGGCGCUGGGCUGGUGCUUCGGGGAGCAGGCCUACCUGCGCAGCAGCUGGAACGUUCUGGAUGGCCUGUUGGUGCUCAUCUCCAUCAUCGACAUCCUGGUGUCCAUGGUCUCCGACAGCGGCACCAAGAUCCUCGGCAUGCUGAGGGUGCUGCGGCUGCUGCGAACCCUGCGCCCGCUCAGGGUAAUCAGUCGGGCACAGGGGCUGAAGCUGGUGGUGGAAACGCUGAUGUCCUCGCUGAAGCCCAUUGGCAACAUUGUGGUCAUCUGUUGCGCCUUCUUCAUCAUUUUUGGCAUCCUGGGGGUGCAGCUCUUCAAAGGGAAGUUCUUCGUGUGCCAGGGCGAGGACACCAGGAACAUCACUAACAAGUCAGACUGUGCUGAGGCCAGUUACCGGUGGGUCCGGCACAAGUACAACUUUGACAACCUCGGCCAGGCCCUAAUGUCCCUGUUCGUGCUGGCCUCUAAGGACGGCUGGGUGGAUAUCAUGUACGAUGGGCUGGACGCUGUCGGUGUGGACCAGCAGCCCAUCAUGAACCACAACCCCUGGAUGCUGCUGUACUUCAUCUCGUUCCUGCUCAUCGUGGCCUUCUUUGUCCUGAACAUGUUCGUGGGCGUGGUGGUGGAGAACUUCCACAAGUGUCGGCAGCACCAGGAGGAGGAGGAGGCCCGGCGGCGGGAGGAGAAGCGUCUACGGAGAUUGGAGAAAAAGAGAAGGAAUCUAAUGCUGGACGAUGUAAUUGCUUCCGGCAGCUCAGCCAGCGCGGCGCCAGAGGCCCAGUGCAAACCCUACUACUCGGACUACUCCCGCUUCCGGCUCCUCGUCCACCACCUGUGUACCAGCCACUACCUGGAUCUCUUCAUCACGGGUGUCAUUGGGCUGAACGUGGUCACUAUGGCCAUGGAGCACUACCAGCAGCCCCAGAUCCUGGAUGAGGCUCUGAAGAUCUGCAACUACAUCUUCACUGUCAUCUUCGUCUUGGAGUCAGUUUUCAAACUGGUGGCCUUUGGCUUUCGACGGUUCUUCCAGGACAGGUGGAACCAGCUGGACCUGGCCAUUGUGCUGCUGUCCAUCAUGGGCAUCACGCUGGAGGAGAUCGAGGUCAAUGCCUCACUGCCCAUCAACCCCACCAUCAUCCGCAUCAUGAGGGUGUUGCGUAUCGCCCGAGUGCUAAAGCUGCUGAAGAUGGCUGUGGGCAUGCGGGCGCUGCUGGACACAGUGAUGCAGGCCCUGCCCCAGGUGGGGAACCUGGGACUUCUCUUCAUGUUGUUGUUUUUCAUCUUUGCAGCUCUGGGCGUGGAGCUCUUUGGAGACUUGGAGUGUGACGAGACACACCCCUGCGAGGGCCUGGGCCGCCAUGCCACCUUCCGGAACUUUGGCAUGGCCUUCCUGACCCUCUUCCGAGUCUCCACAGGUGACAACUGGAAUGGCAUUAUGAAGGACACCCUCCGGGACUGUGACCAGGAGUCCACCUGCUACAACACGGUCAUCUCGCCCAUCUACUUCGUGUCCUUCGUGCUGACAGCCCAGUUUGUGCUGGUCAACGUGGUGAUUGCUGUGCUGAUGAAGCACCUGGAGGAGAGCAACAAGGAGGCCAAGGAGGAGGCCGAACUGGAGGCUGAGCUGGAGCUGGAGAUGAAGCCGCUCAGCCCACAGGCCCCCUCGCCACCGGGCAGCCCCUUCCUCUGGCCUGGGGCCGAGGGCCCCGACAGCCCUGGCAGCCCCAAGCCUGGGGCCCCACAUGCUGCAGCCCAUGCUGAAGCAGUCUCCCACUUCUCCCUGGAGCACCCCAUGGACAGACAGCUGUUUGACACCAUAUCCCUGCUGAUCCAGGGCUCCCUGGAGGGGGAGCUGAAGCUGAUGGACGAGCUGGCAGGCCCAGGAGGCCCGCCCUCUGCCUUCCCUCCCACCCGCAGCCUGGGCGGCUCCAACCCACAGAUCCCUCUAGCUGAGACGGAGGCUCUGUCUCUGACGUCAGAGAUUGUGUCUGAACUGUCCUGCUCUGUAGCUCUGACGGAUGACUCUUUGCCUGAUGACACUCACACACUCUUACUUAGUGCCCUGGAGAGCAAUAUGGAGUCCCACACUGAGGAGGUGCCCGUCAUGCUGAGACCAGAUCUGCUGACUGUGAGGAAGUCUGGGGUCAGCCGAACGCACUCUCUGCCCAAUGACAGCUACAUGUGCCAGGAUGGGAGCACUGCCGAGGGGUCCCUGGGACACAGGGGCUGGGGGCUCCCCAAAGCUCAGUCAGGCUCUGUCUUGUCCGUUCACUCCCAGCCAGCAGACACCAGCUACAUCCUGCAGCUUCCCAAAGAUGCACCCCACCUGCUCCAGCCCCACGGUGCUCCCACGUGGGGCACCAUCCCCAAAUUGCCCCCACCAGCCCGCUCCCCUCUGGCUCAGAGGCCACUCAGGCGCCAGGCAGCAAUAAGGACGGAUUCCCUGGACGUUCAGGGCCUGGACAGCAGGGAAGACCUGCUGUCAGAGGUGAGCGGGCCCUCCCCGCCGCUGGCCGGGGCCUCCUCCUUCUGGGGCCGCUCCAGCGCCCAGGCGCAGCAGCAUUCCCACGGCCAGAGCAAGAUCUCGAAGCACAUGCCCCCGUCAGCCCCCUGCCCGGGCCCAGAACCCACGUGGAGCAAGGGCCCAUCAGAGAUCAGAAGCAGCUUAGAGCUGGACACGGAGCUGAGCUGGAUUUCAGGAGACCUCCUGCCUGUGGGCAGCCAGGAGGAAGCCCCGUCCCCACGGGACCUGAAGAAGUGCUACAGCGUGGAGGCCCGCAGCUGCCCGCGCCGGCCUGCGUCCUGGCUGGAUGCACAGAGGAGGCACUCCAUCGCCGUCAGCUGCCUGGACAGUGGCUCCCAGCCCCGCCUGGGCCCUGGCCCCUCUAGCCUCAGGGGUCAGCCUCUUGGGGGACCUGGGAGCCGGCCCAAGAAGAAACUCAGCCCGCCCAGUAUCUCCAUAGAACCCCCAGAGAGCCAGAGCCAGGGCCCUCGGCCCCCACCCAGCCCUGGCGUCUGCCUCCGCCGGAGGGCUCCAUCCAGCGACUCCAAGGAACCCUCGGCCGCCGGCCCUCCCGACAGCAUGGCUGCCUCGCCCCCCCCAAAGAAAGACGUGCUGAGUCUCUCUGGUUUAUCCUCUGACCCAGCAGACCUGGACCCCUGAGUCCUGCCCUCCUCUCCCACUCACCUUUCUCCACUGGGUGCCAAAUCGUAGCUCCUCCUCCUGGGCUAUACUCCUGAAAAGUUCCAUAUGGACACCCUCCUCGCCUCAGUGGCCCUGGGCACCGGCAAGCGGAAUUUCCAGAGUUGAAAGCAGCAGCCGUGGCCACCCUGCUCCAGGCUGAGAGAGACAGGCCCAGUGGAGCUGAGGUUCCCGACACCAGGAGCUGUUGGGAGAAAGCAAUACGUUUGUGCAGAAUCUCUAUGUAUAUUCUAUUUUAUUAAAUUAAUUGAAUCUAGUAUUUGCGGGAUGUACAACAUUUUGUGACUGAAGAGACUUGUUUCCUCCUGCUUUUAUGUGUCUCAGAAUAUUUUUGAGGCGAAGGCGUCUGUCUCUUGGCUAUUUUAACCUAAAAUAACUAAUCUAGUUAUAUUCCCUCUUCUUGCAAAGCACAAGCUGGGACCGGGAGUGCAUUACAGCCCUGGUGGGGGCCCAUCUUCAGUGGAGAGCGAGAACCAUUUUGGAAACUGUAAUGUAACUUAUUUUUUUCCUUUAACCUCGUCAUCAUUUUCUCUAGGAGAAAAAAAGAAAAAAAUAAGAUUUUACAAAUGAAA